Molecule: messenger RNA, 3146 nt
Organism: Schistosoma spindalis
Lineage: Eukaryota; Metazoa; Platyhelminthes; Trematoda; Strigeidida; Schistosomatidae
Source: the annotation of a GenBank genome assembly
AUGAGCCAUUGUCCUGUAGAAUAUUCAAAUCCGAAUUCCCAGAAUACCAUAUCUUAUAUUACCUCAGAUUCUGUUAUUAGUGUCUCGUUUGCAGAUUGUCAGUCGUCUAGUCCUUCAUAUCACUCUCUAUCAUCAAGUACGACUCUUCCUGGUGUUGGCUCUUUCUUAGAUAAAUCAAAUCACCUUUCACACUAUUCUCCUAAUAAAUAUUAUGAUACAGAACCUACUGCGAUUCCGGGACACUCUUAUAUUGAGAACACUGGUGUUUUCGAUAACAAUCUUCCUUAUCCAAUAAAAUCGGAGGCCAUUCACAAAAUAGUAUCUGAGACGUUUAUUACUCCAGAUGCACACAACCAAUCAUGUUUUACAUCUCCUUUACAACCUCUAAAAUCAAUAAACCCAAGUCUUCCUGUCCAAUCUAGUGAACCUUUGUUAACUGGUUUCACUCAUCCACUUUCUAUGGACCAUACUGUUUUAGAAGACGGUGGGUUAGAUUUGGAUCGAGUGUUUGUCGCUAUUAUUAAUGAUCGAAAUUCUGAACAUGAUAUCUUUAAUGACACUGAUGUUAAUUGUGAUAGUGAACGCUGUUCAAUUGACAAACCAAAUUCCUGCAACAAACAAUUACUUAAUAAUAGUAUUCAGUCGUCUGUUAAUCAGAGUAUGCUAACAGAUGAUUCAGAGGACAAAAGUUUAUUACAGUACUAUCCUGUAGUAGAUACUGAGAAGACAACUCAACAUCAAACCCAUCCAAAAACAUCCCCCAUUUCCGAAGUUGACCAAACACACAAAUCGUCUGGAUCAUCUGAAGUUUCAACCCGAAUGUGCGUAGUUUGUGGUGACAAAGCUUCAGGAUUCCAUUAUGGUGUCUCUACAUGCGAGGGUUGUAAAGGUUUCUUCCGACGUGCUAUACAGCGUGAUCAAUCAUAUACUUGUGCUAAAAAUGGUACAUGUGAGAUAAAUAAAACGCUUCGUAAUAAAUGUCAACAAUGUCGACUCCUCAAGUGCAUUGCUGUGGGAAUGUCGAGAGAUGCUGUUCGUAAAAGACGUCAUGGCAAAAAACGGGAACAGUCUUCAUGUGAAUCAGUCACCUUGCCUAGUUCAGAUCCCUCAAACAAAUAUGAAACAUCAGCAUAUUCGGCAGGUUCUGCAGAUGUAGUUUUAACUCCAUCUGAAGCACAUUUAAAUGAAACUACACUUAAUCCCCACGAAAUGCCAGUAAAAUCAACUAAUUUUCAACCAUCAUCUUCAUCAAUACCAUAUUCUACUAAUAUUUCUUUAACUUUAUGUAGUAAUAAUAGUAGCGAUAAUAGUAACAAUUUGAAUAAGGAAGAUCAACAAACUCUAGACAAGUUUGAUCGUUUUUUAAACUAUUGUAAAGAUCAAGCUAUCAAAUAUCAGGCAAAUAGUUGGAAUAUUUCUAAAUCUGAUUAUUAUCACUUAUCAGGAUCUUUAUCAAGACAUUUAUCUCCCAUAAAGCAUACUCCCCAUGAAUUGGGUGAAUCAUUAAAACUUCUUACAGUGGAUGAAAUAUUUUGUCCUGCUCAACUUAAAUUUACACAUGAAUUCGCCUGUCACUUAGAACAGUUCAUACAACUUUCUCAGCAUGAUCAAUCUAUCCUAUUAAGAGAUUGUUUGCCUGAACUUGCUAUAUUAAUGUUAUGUCGCGAAAAUCGGAACAAGACUCAUAUGAACUUUUCAUCUACAUCAAUAAAUUAUCAAUUGAAUUGUUUAUUUAGUCCAUGGUUUCCGAAUGCAGUAGUUACAGAUUCCUCUCUGGAUUGUCUACAUAUGACUUGUGAUAGUAUAACUUCUCAAAGUAUUUUUCAAUUUGCUUCAAGACUUCAACGAUUACAUUUGACAAAUAUGGAAUUUGGACCACUUAUUGGUGUGAUACUUUUUACUCCAGAACGUUCUGAUCUAUUAGAUAUUGACUUUGUCAAUCGUACACAAAAUUUAUGGGCUGAAUUAUUACGUCGUUAUUGUGAAAGUAACGGAUCACAAACACGUUGUGCUCAUUUAAUUAUGAUUUUAUCUACACUACGUGAACUUGCCUCUAAAAUAACUCAUAAUUUAAAUGCAUGGUAUAAAUUAUCCAAUACUCCAAUGUCAAAUUGUCUUAAAGAAUUUCUUUAUUCUUCCAGUUUUAAUUCAAUGGAUGAUUGUUUUUAGUGAUUGUGUAAUUUUCUUAUAAUUUUUCUUGGUGAAUAAUAGUAAGAGAUACCUCUUGCCUUUUUUAAAAAAAGAACAAAAAAAAAACAAUUAGGAUUACUUGCUUACAUAUCUUCUUGUAUUUGUGUUUAAUUUUGCUCUGUUAUUAUUUUAUGAAUAUAUUUGUAAUUAUUUAGAUGAUCAAAUAUACGCACAACAGGUUACCUGUUCACUAAAUCAGCAUAAAUUUUAUAAAUAUUUUUUUUAAAAACAAACAAAACUUUAUCUUAAUGUUCAUACGCACAAUGAUAAUCUCAUCUCUUUGAUAACUUAUAGGCUAUCAAUACUAUUUUAGUGGUUAAUUCAAUUAAAUUAGGAAAUGAUAAUGGAGAAAGGUUUAAAAGUGAUUAUAUGUAAGACUAAACUAUUUCUACUUGGUUGUCUUUUUUACUGCUUAUCAUGACGAUUUUUUCAUAUAUUUUUUUCUGUCUCAUAAUUUUUUUUUACCAAUUUUGUUGAUGCAAUUUACAAGGAUCUCUUAUUUUCGAAAGAAAAUAUUCAGGCACAAUGAUUAUUAUUAUUAUUAUUACUAUCUAUAUGAAUAAUAAUAUUAUUAAUAAUCCAGUGAUUUCGGCUUACCAUGACUAUUAAUACUAUUUAAAACUAUUAUGCGCCUCAUUAUUUUGUUUACAAUUAUAUUCUGAAGUAAAAAGUUGAUAAACAUUAACUCAUUUUCAUCUUUUUCUCUACCCUUCUAUCUCUUUGUAAUGUACAUUGUGUUUAGAAAAUGGUAUUCUUGCAAACAAAUACUCUCACGCAUAUCUCCUGUUUUUAUAUAUUGUAAAACUGUACUUUUGUGUGUUUCUUGUCUUUGAUUUUUUUAAAUCUCUACUAGUAGUGAUAUAAUUCUUGUAUUCCGUCUUCCGAUUUAUUACAUGAUAAAAAACCAUAAGAGAGGUGUAAUUCCAGGACAUUUUGUCAAUACACAUUCUUGUUUA